AUGGCCAUUGGUCUUUGUUAUGUGAAAAAAUACCAAAAGGAGUUACGCAGGCCAAUAAUGAAAGUUAUUUGGAAAUACUAUAUUAAACUAAAGUUUAUCCGAACAAGAAUCGAAAAACCUAAAUCGCCCAACAGUAUUGAAUUGAAAAAUAUUGUUAAACCUCUUUUUGAACGAUUAAAAGACUAUAAAACCCUAAAUGAUUCUAAUAACAGAAAACUCAACAAUAAAAGUGCUCACUUAGCUGAUGCUAUUCUUCAAUCUGAGCUAUUCAAUUUUGUAUCGAAUUCUUUGAAAAAAGGAGAUGGAUUAUAUAAAGAUAAAAUGAAUAGGACUCAAUUAGUGUAUUAUGAUGGUCCUAACGAAUUAGUUACAAGGCUAAAUUUUUUAACUUCUUCAAAGACUGUACAAAAGAAACUUUAUAAAGUAGAAUAUACUUGCACACAGUCAAAUAACAUGAAGACCUUGAGCAAUAUAGCCGACGAAUAUUUCUUAGACGAAAGUUAUAUCUCUUUUCAAGGAUGA
Cinara cedri is the source of this 522-nucleotide messenger RNA. NCBI's taxonomy places the organism in Eukaryota, Metazoa, Arthropoda, Insecta, Hemiptera, Aphididae. The record is from the annotation of a GenBank genome assembly.